AUGGCCUUGAACAACAAUAAUUUCCGUAUUCGUGCGGUUCUCCUGCCUCCACUACGAAAGCGGACAUUUCCCCAGAAUCCAUGCCUUGUGCGAGAUGACCAAUGCAUGCAAUCAAUAACGUAUAUUGAGGGGACGAAAGCUUGGGCGAUCUUCAUAUACUUCCGCCACGAUGCUGAUACCAAGAUGGUCCUCUCGACACAGACAUCCAUGACGGACAGUGCUGCAGCGUGGGAAGUUAGUAGGCAGCGAGACCGCCGACCAGACUGGAGUUGGGACGAGAUCGGCGGUAUCACAAAUGCCGCUGCCGUCCUUUGGCACGCUCAAGUAUACAAGUAUUUGUACUGGGCUUUAGCGCCACCAAAAACGGUCGACUCCCUAUCGAUAGCCGCGCUGGGUCCCUGA
Messenger RNA from Verruconis gallopava, 402 nucleotides. RefSeq lists its product as uncharacterized. The record is from RefSeq and is a predicted model, not a curated record. Lineage: Eukaryota; Fungi; Ascomycota; Dothideomycetes; Venturiales; Sympoventuriaceae. The coding region runs from base 1 to 402 and encodes 133 amino acids. The transcript has a single exon.